AUGUAUAUAAACGGAGUUCAUGAAGAGUUCCUUUCAUUUUUAGCGAUGAGUGACUCGGAUGAGGACGAUCUCGGCUUCGUUCCCGGCACUAUAAUAGAAUCUUCGAAGAACAAGUAUGUAGUCGUCAAGUUACUAGGAGCUGGAGGAUUUGGCGCAGUCUACAGGGUACAUGACCAUAAAGAUCCGACGAAAAUGUUUGCUAUGAAAGUUGAAAAGAAAAUCGAGACGAGGAGACACUCGAAAUUGAAAAUGGAGAUUGCCAUACUGAAACUCGUGUCCAACGAAAGGCAUCAAUCCCAUUUCACUGCAAUUAUUGAUAGAGGGAAGAAGGAAACGUUUUUCUUCCUCGUCAUGGAGCUGGUUGGAAAGAGUCUAGCCGAUUUGAAAAGUGCCAGACCUGAGAAAGUAUUUUCCGUAUCAACAGGGCUAGGGGCCUCAAUACAGUGCCUUGAAGCAUGUGAGGACCUCCAUAAAUACGGAUUCAUACAUAGAGACUUAAAACCCGCAAAUUAUGCCAUUGGAUUAGGGGAGAAGAAACGAAUAGUGUACAUCCUGGAUUUCGGUAUCGCUCGUCGUAUAUUGAACGACAAAAAUGAGUUGAAAACACCGAGGAUUUCUGUGCGGUUCAAGGGCACCAUCCCUUUUGCUUCCUUAGCAUGUCACAGAGGCAUAGAGAUGGGACCGAAAGAUGACUGCGAAUCAUGGUUCUACCUCAUGCUGGAUCUAACUGUUCCAGGAGGUCUUCUUUGGAAGAGAAUGGCAGACAAACACGAAGUUCAAAAAGUUAAGGAAGAGUGCAGAACAACGAGAAGGGAAACCAUGCUUGGACCUUUGAAAUGUAAGGAAGAGCUAUGGCGAGUACUUGAGUACAUCGACAAACUUCAUUAUCAUGACCAUGUGGACUAUUCUUACAUUUAUAAGUUACUUGAGGAGGGUGCCAUCGUUUCGGGAGGAAACAUAAAAGAUCCAUAUGAUUGGGAAGUCGAAGCCUUAGCGUAGACACAUUACUUUGAGGAUAACAAAAGAAAGUCUCAAUCCAAAUUAGCCGUUUGAUUAAUAAAUAGCUCCGUCCCUA
Molecule: messenger RNA, 1075 nt
Organism: Cylicocyclus nassatus
Lineage: Eukaryota; Metazoa; Nematoda; Chromadorea; Rhabditida; Strongylidae
Source: the annotation of a GenBank genome assembly